GGCAGAUGGGUGUAAGAUUAAGACCGAACUCUCCCUCUUCAUUUUUUUCAUUUCUUUGCGCCAAAUUUCGUCCGAUAAUACUAAAACCCCUCUUCCUCUGCAAGUUCCCUCUGUUUCCUUCAUUUUUCAUCUUCUCCAGCUGAUUCCUCCUCCCCAAACUCCCCCUCUACGGCUUCCAUUUCUCCGUUUCAAUAUACCCAAUACCUAAUUUUGCAUUUCCCACUAAUUCAAGCCCUUCCAUUUCUUCAUUCUCUGCAUUUCCUCCACGCUCUCGCUUUUGUAGCGUCUUCUCCUUUGAUUUCUUGCGCUUCCAGCUUCCCUCGGUCCAAUUGGGGUUUCUUCGCCCGACUUUGGGCACCAGAAGGUCAAUUAAGUCGAUUGGAGUUUCGGGAUCUCAGCGCCUCUAGGGAUUUCUACUGUUCAUUUUGUUAUUGGGUUAGUCGGUGUGGUUGCUGCUGCGGUACUGGAAUGAAUAGUGUGUUCAGUGAGCAAAUACUUGGGGAUAAGCUGUCGAAGCUCAAUAGCACGCAGCAGUGUAUCGAAACUCUAUCGCAUUGGUGUAUAUUUCAUAGAGGCAAAGCUGAACUGGUUGUUGCAACAUGGGAUAAACAGUUCCACAAUUCCGAGAUGGUCCAGAAAGUUCCCCUUUUAUAUCUUGCUAAUGACAUAUUACAGAACAGCAAGCGUAAGGGAAAUGAAUUUGUUACCGAGUUCUGGAAGGUUCUUCCUGCUGCGCUUAAAGAUGUCCUUGAGAAUGGUGACAGCCAUGGAAAGAAUGUAAUUUCCAGAUUGGUAGAUAUAUGGGAACAAAGGAAGGUAUUUGGAUCCCGCACUCGAAGUCUUAAAGAUGUAAUACUUGGGGAAGAGGCACCUCCACCUCUAGAGUUUAGUAAAAAACGUACUCGAUCAGUCAGAAUUGUCAAAAGGGAUUCGCGGUCAAUUAGAACGAAAUUGUCUAUUGGAAGUGCAGCUGAAAAAAUUGUAUCAGCAUUCCACUUGGUGCUAAGUGAAUAUUCUAAUGAAGAAACGGAGAUGACCAAAUGUACUUCUGCGGUUCAACGUGUAAGGAAGAUGGAAAAUGACGUUGAUUUCGCCUGUUCCAUGGCAAAGAAUCCCCAGCGUAAAAAGUUGGCCAAAGAACUGGAAGAGGAAGAAAGUAUUCUGAAGCAGUGUAUUGAGAAACUACAAUCGGUUGAAGCCAGUCGGAUGGCACUUAUGUCUCAGUUAAAAGAAGCUCUGCAUGUUCAGGAAUCAGAGCUGGAGAACAUUCGAACUCAGAUGCAGGUAGCUCAGGCGCAGGCAGAGGAGGCGAAGAAUAUGCAAAACCGACUAAAUGAUGAAGGAUAUCUAUCAAAAUCUUCCACUAUGACCAUUGAUUCAAAUGCUAAAGCAGGACAGAAGAAGUCUGCUGCAGCCAUAGCAGCAGAGGUUGCUGACAAGCUCGCAGCUUCUAGCUCCUCCCAGAUGAUCAUGACAUCGGUUCUCUCGACAUUUGCGGCUGAGGAGGCAAAGAAUACUGGUCUAACAAAGACCAAUAAUGGAUUGAAUACUGCAUUCACACCAAAGCCUACGAGUACCUCUGCCAAUUCUAAUACAAAACCCAAAACGUCUGUGGGUUCGGACCCUAAUGUUUUCAUGUCUAUGCAGCCACUUCCGGCUCCCGCUAAUCAUUCGUAUCAAUCGGUAAUUGUACCCCAACCCACAAUGCAGAGCCACGCCCCCAACUCACAAACUCAAUAUCAGAUGCUUCCCAAUGCACCUUCCCAGCAAUAUUUGCAGCUCUCAAAUGGAGUCUUAAACCCAUAUGGUUAUGGUAGUCUUCCGAGCUCAACUCCGGCACCGCCACCACCUAUGCCCCAUAUGGUUAGUCCGGUGGUGCCCUUGACUCAGCAGAUGCUGCAGCAGCCAAUACCCUUAGCUCAACAGCCGUCACCUAUGAUACACACGCUACCGGUUCCGUUUACGCAGCAACCUUUAGCACCUAGUUUCCGACCGCUGCAGCCACCUGGGAUGGUGUACUAUGGACAUCCUCCCCCUUCGCAGUGAAAAAUUUUGUGCUAAAGGGCAAGUUUUACACAAUACCACUCGCGUCGUGCGUAGAUCUCCAAAUGUACGAGCCUGUGAACGAAGCAAGAAUUUGAUCAUUUCAAACCGUGGCGGUAAGGACCUGUGAUUCUUAAGUGCAUAUUUUGAGAUAAUUGCAUUAAGAUAACUCUGUCUCUCUCCCUAUACCCACUUUCUGGGUGAAUAUAUAAAAAGUGUGGAAAUGAUGUAACUGGUAUAGGGCUACACUUUUGGUAGAUCACUCAGCUCUAUGAUUUCUUAAAUAGGUUCCAUAUGGUUCAGUUCACUUUUAUGUGUUAAAAGUGAUGACGACCAUAGUACCGAUAAAAAAGAGCAGAUGACGAGGCAGCCCUCUUGAACGUCUGUGUUCUUCAUUGGUGAAGCUGUGAAGUGCUAGCAAUUGGUGAAUACUGUGCAUAAUGUGGAGACAUUACACAAGUUUGUGGCAGCCAUCAUGAAAGUUAUAUUAAGAGAGUUUCUUUAGCAAUCAAUAGGGUCUCUCCCUGAGACAAGAUAUGAAAACUCAGACUUUGAGAGCAAAGAGAAGCUCUGAGAAAAUAGGCCAAGCAGACUGCAAACUAAGGAAAAAUGAAUGAGCUUAAAAAGUAGUUUAAUUAAUUACAAUCAAUAGAUAGAAAUUUUUGCGGAAAAAAGUUCAUUUUGGAGGGUUGAAGGAGGUUGAUGAAAGUUAUUUUACAUAUUGUGGUCAGUUAUUAUGAAAAAUGAAUUUAUAGCCACUAAUAAUUAUUAUUGUUAGUACGAUGGCAUCGAAUUUAAUGUUAAACUUUAGGAAUUGUAUUUUCA
Molecule: messenger RNA, 2868 nt
Organism: Momordica charantia (bitter melon)
Lineage: Eukaryota; Viridiplantae; Streptophyta; Magnoliopsida; Cucurbitales; Cucurbitaceae
Product: ENTH/VHS family protein
Biological process (GO): mRNA 3'-end processing
Molecular function (GO): RNA polymerase II complex binding
Source: RefSeq, a predicted model, not a curated record